UUAUAUAUUCUUAACCUCUUAAAAAGGGCGGCGUUGGCCUUUUGCAAUAACCGCAACGCAGCAAAAGUUUAGGUAUAAAAACACCUGUGUGCAUUACAUGUUAAUUUCUUAUUUCAGUGAAGAACAGCGAUAUGUUAUUAAUUAAACGGGAUGAGUUAUAUGUUCGUCUUCAAGUAGUCAAGAACCUGAAGUAGGUCUGGAGAAAUGAGCCGUAAGAGUAGCGAGUGUGAAGAUGAAUGGUCUGAGAUACAGCAGAGAUUUGAAAAGGAGGGAUUGGAUUUUGAAGGUCUUCGUGUUGAAGAACGUUUACUUCAUGUGUGGCGAUGGCUGGUGGAUGCAGAGAGCAAUUUGCGAAGUUCACGCAGGCAACUGGACAAACUGCGUGAUCUUAGGAGUGAAGAAAUGGAGGAGAUGGAGAGUUACAUUGGACAUAUUCGAGGUCUUGCAGAAAAGCGCGCUGAUCAUCUUGAGUCUGAGACUUUAUCAUUGCGGACAAAGCUCGAAUCUUCGCAGCAGCAGACUGCAACUCUUGCCACAUUAUUGGAGAAAAGUGGGCUGCAUUGUAUUGCAGAAGAGUCACUGGGGGAACAGGUUGCAUUCCUGAUUGCUGACAGAGCAAAACUAAUGGAGGAAAUAGAUAUUCUGAAGAAACUGAAAAUUUCCAAUGGUGUGAAUGGCUUGAGCAAAGAAGGAGAUCUCUUGUCAGAAAUAAUAAAGGUCUCAUCUGAGAAAGAAGUGCUGCGCAGAGAGGUUGCAGAGAUGUGUGACCGUGUGCAGCUAUUAGAAAAAGCUUCGAGACAGCUUGAGGUGGAUAAUGAAAGACUUGCCUUUAAGUUAUCAGAAGCAUUGGCUGAACUUGAAGAAAGGGAAUCACAGUUAAAACAUUUAGUGAAUGGAGGUGACCAUGUAAUGCACUCUGGUCUAAACUUCCUGUGGACAGGGUUCCGUCCUGGUGACUCUCCACGACCUGUCUGCAGGAGAAGCCUGUCUCUCCAGCAGAGAGGAGACUCUCCUAGGAACAGUUUAAAACGAAGCAGCUCACCUUGGUCCACGGCGAAGAAGCAUGUGAAUGAGCCAGUUAAGAUGUUCCCACAAGGCUCUUUGAAUAAUGGUAGCAUUGAACUGGAGUGUGUGACACAUGAGAAGACAGACAGUCAGGAGGAAACAGGUACUCAGACUGAGACUGAGCAGGAGGACAAGGAGACUGAGCUUCAGAAGUCGCUGUCAUUUGGGGACAAGGAUGUUGAUGCCAAGUCUCACAGUCUUGGCGCUGAUUCUACUCCACCCAGCCUGUUACUUAGCGGAUUUAGCUCACCGAAGAAACUGUCCAGUCUUCUAGAUUCACAGAUAGCUGCAUCAAGGAGUGAGCUUGUCAGACUGGAGGAAACCAAGAAAUUGCAGUCAGAGUGUGAGAACUUGAAAGGACAGUUAUCUGCAUUGAGUGAAAAGUACAAUGCUCUAGCACUGAGACACAUUCAGUAUAAAUCUAAACGCAAAGCUCAAGUGGAAGAUCUCAGGAAUAGGUUGGAUGUUGAAUUAAGUUCUUUGCAGUGUCAAGUGGAGAAUUUACAAUCACAGUUGACUGUGCAGAAAAAAAUGCUUAUUACGGAGGAGAAUUUCAGAGAAAGAGUGGAAGCUGACUACAGACAAGUACAGGAGGAGAAGAGAACUCUGUUGGUGAAUCUUAUGCGUUCAGAGGCUUCAAUGCGUGAGAAGAAUAGAGAGUUGUCUAUACUUGGGAAGAAGAUAACACUUUUGGAGAAUGCUAACUCAGACCUUCUUACCAAGGAUUUUGGGGUUGAAAGGCAAUGUGGGAACCUGGAUGCAUUGCGAGUGAUAUUCCCAGAUAAACGCAAGUGGCAGACAUCAAAAGGUAAAAGCAAUAAGAGCAGGCUAUAUAUUUCUUCAUACACGUAGGUUUUAGUAAUGAAAUACUGUCAUGAAUAUGAUGAAACUAGAAAAGUAUUUUUCUGGUCAAUAGUAUUGUUAUUUCUGAGCAUUUUGUCAUUUUAAAUGAUAAAUGAAUGUUCUCUUGUCAUAUCUUUUCUGCUAAUGUAGUGUUAGUUGCAUAAGGUUAAAAGUUCUGGUGAUGUUAACUUUGUAACAUCUAUUGAUCUCACUUCUCUGCUUGAAUCUUGGUCUCACUUCUAGUCAGCAUAAUCUUGUGUAUAAUGUGAUAUAUUGAGUAUAUUAAAAAAACACUUGAAAUCUGUGCUCAGAAAAGUUGUGGCUGCAGAUUUUGCAGACCUUAACCUUUGUCAUAUGAGAAUAGGGAAUUUAAACCCCUGUUGUAUUGGGCUGCUGGCAGGACUUCAACUUUGGGGUUAAUGCCUUUGUGGUAUGCACAGUAAGCUGGAUCAUGAAUAAGCUCUGAUGUCUGGAUGAUAAAGGUUAAAGUACAUGUUAAAAACACAUUCCAAUAUGGUAUAUUUGGGAAAAUGUAGUUAAAAGAUACUUAAAGUAAUAUAAAGGUACAUCUGUUUGUUCCAGUAGGAACACUCCUGCUUUCCCAGAGUGCAAUGUGUUUUUAACAGGUAUAUUAGCAGCAGUCAGCUUUUCAAAGUCUCCGUGAUGUUGUGCCAUCAUUUCGUGUAUAAAAAUACCAACCCUAUCAGGUAGGUGUGAUCUGUAUAUUCCUAUUGAGUGAAGAAAUUUAGUUUUGUAAGUGAAAGAGAAUUUCAUGUCUGUUUUAGUUUAAGGUUUUUCAUAAGUCCAAUAAUUGUGACUUCCAUCUGUAGUCCAUUGCAGAAUAUAUAAUUUUGUUGCGAGAAAUAUUAAUGUAGCUGGAAAUGGCCGGUAAGAUACUGUCAUCAAUUUAUUGGUCAUCUGCAUUCCAUUAUUGUUAUUGUUAUGAAACUGUCUCUGGAACUGCAGCUGAUAGCAAGACCAUAUCCACUCUAUAGUAGUGAUUUUGACUUAUGCUCAUUGUGGAUUGGUUUAUUUGACAGUAUAGCAAAGCAGGUAUUCACUGAUCAAGUAACAUUCUGCAUGGCAAUUUAAUUCUGCUGUUACAUGUGCACACUGCUCAUAUUGUGUAUGCAAGGGAUAAAUAUUAUUUUGGUGAGAUACAGAAUAGUUCAUACACAGCAUGUAUGAGGUAAAGGUAUUGAUAGCAUCAUUGAGCUAACAAGAAUAAAGUAAUAUCUACAGUGUUAAUUUGAAUGAUUCAAAUAGUACAUAUUGAAACCCUAUGUGACAGUGAUUUGAAUUGUCUUUUAAUCAUGCAACUCUGUUUUGUUGUGUGACAUUCUGAUAGUAUUGGUUUCCUAUGUUUAGUGCAUGUAUGAUAUUGAACUGACUAGAAAUUUAUCUGUUAAUCAUUCAGUCAUUGAAUGUGUGUGUGCAUGAUAGCUAUUGAUUUUGCUGUUACACAAUGAAACUAAUUGUUGUGAUGCAGUUCUGGGAGCUAAUUGGAAGCUAUUACUCUCUCUUAAUAUAACCUGCCACCAUGACUGAAAUAUGUAAAACAGUAGUAGCUUCUUUUGUCCCCUACAAUGUAUAUGCCAAAUGUGUUGACAGAUUUAUGUCAAUCCUGUUAUGAAUGUAAAAUUGUCUUAUCACAUUAUCUGAUAGUAGAUAUCAGAGGUGUAAAAGUAUGCAUCAGUCCUCAACACAAAUUAACUUGUCUGUUGGAUAAAUCAUUUGUAACUUAGUGAAAAACUCUUCUAUCUUUUCCCAUAGGAUAUCAGGCUGGUUAUAUUUUUAUUUGUGUGGAGCAUAACCUACUUUUUUAGUUAUGGUUUGAGCAGACUGCAGACCAUUUACAAUUUUUCACUGCCCCAAUUUUGAUAUAUUUAUUUUAUCUGUGUCAUUUGACUCCGUCCAGUGAUCAUGCUGUUCGGGCAGAUUAUUUGUGAAGUUGUGAAUGAGAAGACAAGUGUUGUCACUCUACUCUUUUUUCCCUAGACUUUUCACAGUACAUUGUGCAACAAGUGCUAUAAAUUAAAUGUGUUAAGGGUGGAAGUGAAAGAUUGAUGGGUUGUGCAGAAUGAUGUUUAUGCAUGUACAUGCUACUACAAAUGAAGUCUUCUUUCCCAUAGCUAUGACAUGUAAAUAAGUCUUUAAGUCACAUGUUUGGAUAGUUCAGUAAAACAAAUUGGCAUAAUUUCCAUUUCUGUCUUUUAUUAUGCUUAUAUGAACAGGUGUGUAAGUCAUGGCCAGAAUCAUAAAAUUAUACUUUAGUUCGGUAUUAUUUGAGUUAAACCACAUUACAGAUGUAGGAACAUUAUUUAAUUGUUUAAGAUAUUUUUAAACAUUGUAUGUCAUCAUGGUUGUGGUUUAAGGCACCAAAAAGUUUGACCAUUUACUUUUAUAAUGUGCCAAAGAAAUCUGAAACAUUGUUAAAGUCCACUUUUUAAAACUCAUAAAUAUUAUGGUCUGUAAAUAUUGUUAGAAAGUUCUCAUUGUCAGGGAUAAAGUAUAUUUGUGAAAAUAUUGAUAGCCAGAUAUAUACAUCAUAAUAAAAUAAACUCUUAUGGAAUA
Zootermopsis nevadensis is the source of this 4482-nucleotide messenger RNA. RefSeq lists its product as uncharacterized. Lineage: Eukaryota; Metazoa; Arthropoda; Insecta; Blattodea; Termopsidae. The record is from RefSeq and is a predicted model, not a curated record.